AUGCUUUCACUUUUUGAUAAAUUUUGUCGUCUAAAUUUAUAUAAUAAUUUUAUUAUAAAUGAUACUAUUACACUUCAUAAAUUUAUACACAGCACAAAUAUAAUAAAUGAUAAUAUUUUUACUAGAAUAUCUGCUAGUGAAUUAUGGAAAGGAGUUACCAGUGUUAGCCCAGCAGGCAAAAAGAGAGGAAGAGGAAAAGGAAAAAAUAGGAAAAUAGUUAGGGAUCUUAAUAAAGGUCAAAUUUUAGGAUUUGGUAAGAAAAACAUGUUAUGGCCUGGAUUAAAUGCGCCUGUGUUGGAGCAAGGUAGGCAGAUGUUAAAAAUUAAAUCCUUACCACCUGAUCCUGACAGGGAAAAACGUAUGCAUGAAUUGAGGGACAAAAUAUACAAAUUCAAGCCACUCAAACUUUCGAACAUGGACAAGGGUUGGUCAGGUGGCAUCAUGGCUGGGCGUAGACUUGGGCCUCCCGAUGCACUCACCCACGGGAAUUACUCGGAGGAAUAUGACGAGAACGAAAAGGAGGAAAUAUUGGCUACGGAGAAAACGGAACACGGUUUCGAUUCGAAGGUUCUCAAGCUCAGGAUCGUGUGUCACAUGACGGGAAAUAUGGGAAGGAAGCGCAAUUUUAGCUGCAUAGUUAUAACUGGCAAUAAAAAGGGACUCAUAGGAUGGGCCUUUAGUAGAUCUCCGGAAGCCAAAGUGGCGCUGAGGAAAGCCAAGAAUAAAGCUUUCAAACAUCUCAUAUUCGUGGAGCGGCACGACGAUCGUACCAUUUAUCAUACGCUAUAUGGCAAAGAAUUCGGGACUAAAGUGCACAUCUUCCGAGCACCGCCGGGACACGGAAUUAUAGCUCACCGGGUCAUCAAAACCAUAUGCGAAAUGGUGGGCAUCAAGGAUCUUUACGCCAAGGUUGAAGGGUCCGUCAAAAAUUAUCACAAUUUAACGCGAUGCGCCAUUCAAAUGCUCGCUAAACAAGAAACCUACCAACAGUUAGCGGAUCGAACCGGAUAUAAUAUUGUAGAAUUUUCUCCAGAGACCGAAUUUCUACCCACGGUUUUAGCCGCCCCCAAAGAUGCCACAAUUGUCAAUCCUGCUCAGAAACCCCCUUCCUUCGAAGACCUAUACACCGACGGUGGAAAACUCUUUAAGGCCCGCAGGAAACCCGAUCCAUUGUUUAAAGACUUGCCCAGUUACGCCAAAUACCUAGAACUCAGCGAUAGGUUUAGGAACAUGGAAGAAUUAAGGGUUAAGAUGGAGGCCGAGAAGGAUAUAACGGGCCUGCCACCCCACCCGUUGACCGAAGCUGAUAUGGUGAAAUCAAUCAAAACGGAAGAAGAAGUGGAAGCCUAAAGAACCGAGCGAGUUUAGGAUGAAAUAUAUUGAACAUACUUUCUUGUUAUGUAUAAAAGAUCUUUGUGGCUCAUUUUAUAACACUCUAUUUUUUUGUUAAAUGCAAAUGACCUGAAUGCCAUAUAAUUUUAUAUAUAUAUUUAUAUAUGUUUGUGUAAUUCGAUUA
Molecule: messenger RNA, 1516 nt
Organism: Gordionus sp. m RMFG-2023
Lineage: Eukaryota; Metazoa; Nematomorpha; Gordioida; Chordodea; Parachordodidae
Product: small ribosomal subunit protein uS5m-like
Exons: 9
Coding region: 1-1350 (449 amino acids)
Biological process (GO): translation
Cellular component (GO): ribosome
Molecular function (GO): structural constituent of ribosome; RNA binding
Source: RefSeq, a predicted model, not a curated record